This is a messenger RNA of Zymoseptoria tritici IPO323, 3711 nucleotides long. RefSeq lists its product as uncharacterized. Lineage: Eukaryota; Fungi; Ascomycota; Dothideomycetes; Mycosphaerellales; Mycosphaerellaceae. The record is from RefSeq and is a predicted model, not a curated record. The transcript has 7 exons. Bases 1 to 3711 code for a protein of 1236 amino acids.
AUGGCUCGCUUGCGACGUCGGAGCCCUGUCAGCGAACGCCCACCCCGCAAACCCGAGGUCGACCGCCGCGAACAGAUCCGGUUACUCCUCGAUCAAGAGGACUCUGGCGAGGAAAAUGAAGGAGCCACAACGCUAGCGCACAUACAACGACAGGCGAUCAGCGUCCCGGGACUGCCGCUGGCCGUGUUCCGUGCGUGGUGGUGGGAGGAGGCUACGGUGGUUGACACGGACACGCACUACUGGGCGCAGAGCGAUGUAGUUAAUCAGCUGGGAGUGGCAGACGCGAAGCGCUUGGAGGAUCUUCUCAGUGUCGAUGCGAAAGAUGGCUGGACGAAGGCCGCCACAUCGCUCGCGAGCACGAUGGGCUGGGGGAAGGAGUUUCCCAAACUGCACGUGUACGCCAUGUUUGGAGACAUGUUCACAAGUAGGAAGUUUAUGGACCGCUUGAGGACGCUGAUUAUCAAGUUGCGGUCGCGGAAGAAAGCGCUGUGGAGGUUGAAGGUCGCGCAGCGAGAGAGGAGGGCGGGGGCCAGGAGGACGCGAAACGUCAAACCGGACAAGGAGUGGGUAGCGAAGGAUGCAGAGACGGCGCUUGAGGGAUUGGACGAGGAGUCCAAGGACGAGGAUGAGGAUGAGGAUGAAGAGCAAGACGAGGAUGAGGAUGAGCAGGAUGAGGAGCAAGACGAGGAUGAGGAUGAGCAGGAUGAUCAGCAAGACGACGAGGAGCAGUUGAGUGCGGGAGAUCACGGGCAAGAAGUUCAUGACGACGACUUGACUGCGGGAGACAGCAGCAAAGCGAAGGAAGAUGACAUUAACGAGGACGGAUCGACUUUGGGAGACCAUGAGAAGGAAAACAACGUCGGCCACUCGACUCUGGGAGAGGACAGUCUGGGAGAGGACAAAGAGGGGGUGGAGGAGAAGGUGGUGGAGGACAAUGAGGUGGUGAAGGAGAACGACGAGGAGGAGGAGGAGGAGGAGGAGGAGGAGGAAGUGUCGCUCUCAAUCGAGAACGGACGUGCUCUCUUACAGACCCCUCCGCAUAUGAGAGACGGAAUCGACAACGACUUGUGGAAUGCAUCAUUCGAGCUGCCGGACCUGGAUCCGGAUUCGGAACCGGAAGCGGCCCGCACUGCCCUCCCUGUCGAGCGUCAGCAUCACCGCUACCGCCACCGCCACCACCCCAAUCCCCACCACCGCCGCCUCCUCACUUACACCACUCGGCCAGCCAUCCGCACUUCACCUCGCCGCACCCCACCAUCACCCAUUUCGUACGCUUCAAAGCUCACCACUCAGACCGCCGUGUUGUGCGAUGGUACUGACAUGGCGCUGCCUCAGAUACGUGCGAAGCCUCCCAACCCCUCCCCCUCGAAGUCUGCCGCUGCGACCACCCCAACGGCCUUCACCCCCACGGACCACCCCAGCGAUCGAAUGUUGCGCAUGAGCAACAAGCGCCAACCGGAUGGCAUGUCGGAGAAUCCCCGUCACGCAAAGCGACGUCUCGCCCAACAACUGCAAGAGGCCCGGCCUGCACCCACUUCCCCGCCACUCCCACACGAGCUCGAAGCGUGGCUCAAUGCCGUCUCGGCUCUGGUAGGUGGUGAUGGGCCCGAAGACGACUUGACAGUCCUAUAUCGUGACCUGGACGACACCGCCGGAAUCUCCUUUGCCAAGCGCACCUGCAUCAUUUAUUCCAACAAAGGCGGAAGAGUCGCUGCUGCAUACGUGGAUUGUCGGAGAAAGGUCCCGGUAUGCAUCACCUAUGUUUUGGACCCCAGCGCGCUCGAUGCAGAAGAGGCUUUCGAACGAGACCUCCCCGAGUACGAUGACGGAGUACCUAAGGCGCUCGAUUUCACACCUACAUGCACCGGAAGCUGGUCACUGGUCGCCGGACUGACAUGCCUUUGCGCACAACGACCCAUUCCCGACGGUACAACCACCUACCCUCCAAUCUGGCAACACGCGCUGAAGAUUUUGGUCGCUCCCAGUGGAGAUGCCGAUCUCGAUACCGACAGCGCUCUGACAUCUGUCGCCGAUGUGUUGCCAUCUAGCGGUUCGGUAGUCUCCCCGGCCUCCGAACCCACCGACCCUCAACCCCGCGGUCGUGUCACGGGCCUACACCUCCGUCGACUUCGCGAACAGACCCAAGCGAUUUGCAAGGCUCUGAGAGAAAAGACUGCUCUGGCGAAUGCCCUCCUCGUCGAUGCUGCUCUCAUCGCUUCCGUCGUUUCCGCCGCACUGGACCGAGUCGGAUCCAACAACGAACCGGACCAAGGCAAGACUUACAGCCAAGAGCGACUGGACUCAUGCAAGUCAUAUCUCGAGUCGCAACGCCGUCUCGCCUCUCAAUGCCCAGAAGACCGGUCUAUCAAAGAUGAGGUCACUCGUCUCGAGCUGCAGCUCAAGCAGCUCGAAGCCCGCCGAGUUCCCAUGCCCCACAACCGCCUCAAGGUAGUGGAGAGGCAUAUGCAACGUCUGGCCGGGUUCAUUGCCGCGCGGAGCUCCGAAGCAGAGCAUCUUCCUUCGCUUCGCCAUUUGCCGGCACAAGGUCCGAAAGGCCAGGUUGUGUCCGUUUUCUUCUACGUCAUCUUUGUCCGGUUUCUCCUGCGCUUUUUGGCACUCGUCGAGCUCGACUCGAACUCGGUCCAUCCAUCAUGCAAUUCUCCUCCGAACCUUAUCCUCACCCCCACGUUAUUCCUCCGCGCCGCCGCGUCUAAAGCCUUCCUGACGCGGUGCCUCGCCGGCGGUGGAACGAUCUAUCAAAUCUCCGACUCGCGUAGCGUAGUGCGGUCUCUUCCCAUCGAGGAAGAGGAGGAGGAGGAAGACGAGGCGCUCCACCCGAUGUUGCCGCGUCCUCACAUUGCCGUCGACCUCCACAAGUUCACCGCUCCGACCAUCUACGGCGGCGACUUUCAACACGCCGCCGACGCCUUGAUCUUCGGCGGCAGGUCUUCGCUUCCUUUCGAUGUCCAGCAACGUGGUUUCUGUCAAAUUCUGUAUCACCAAACGAUGGACCUGUUCAAAGCGAACGACACUUGCCACGCCUUGAAUGCUCAUACCAGCACUGCCUUAACGCAUGUUAGUACUGCCCCGAAACAAAUUACCACCCCCGCCCGCUUCUUCUAUUCUCGAAAUCACUGCCGACUCCGCACAUCGACUCGGCCUCAUGGUCCUCCGUUAUUGUCAACUUCGCAAUCCAACACUCCACCAAUUCUCCACCGCCCUGAAGCUCCCCGAAGCCGAAAUUGUUCUGCUCCUCCACGUCCUACCUCCGAGACCAUCUUCGGCGCAGACGCAGCAGUUGGCGGAGCUUUAUCAGUACAGCACGGCGGGACAGGAAGGAAACCGAACAGGGCAUAUAGGAGUUUAGAAAAUACACUGCCUGGCGCACACAUCGACUUCAAACCUGGCAGAGACCUGCUGUCGCCCGGCGCACUGAGUGAGAUACGUCACUCGAGCCGGCUCGGGAGCAAAGACGGCGGAGGGUUCAUGGUCGUCGACACGGUCAUGCGACGGCUGCCACCAGGAACGUCGGACAUCGCGACCGGUCGCCAGAUUUUGAACCGACUGGCGGUUGGAAAGAGGCGGAUCAGGACCCCGACCCAACUCGCCGCCGGACGCCUCCUCCGCCAACCUGAAUUAAAGCACGCUACGGCUGUCAGGCAUUACGCUCGAGAUCUGCCCAGCAGCUUCGUCAUGACCUCUACUAUGUAG